Messenger RNA from Arachis duranensis, 814 nucleotides. Its product is annotated as photosystem I P700 chlorophyll a apoprotein A2-like. The coding region runs from base 47 to 799 and encodes 250 amino acids. The record is from RefSeq and is a predicted model, not a curated record. Gene Ontology annotation, cellular component: membrane; thylakoid. The transcript has a single exon. Lineage: Eukaryota; Viridiplantae; Streptophyta; Magnoliopsida; Fabales; Fabaceae. Gene Ontology annotation, biological process: photosynthesis.
UGCUCUAGCCUUUUUAGGAGUUAUUACUUCCUUGGUAACUCAACACAUGUACUCUUUACCUGCUUAUGCGUUUAUAGCGCAAGAUUUUACUACUCAAGCGGCGUUAUAUACUCAUCAUCAAUACAUCGCAGGAUUCAUUAUGACAGGAGCUUUUGCUCAUGGAGCUAUAUUUUUUAUUAGAGAUUACAAUCCAGAACAAAACGAGGAUAAUGUAUUGGCAAGAAUGUUAGACCACAAAAAAGCUAUAAUAUCGCAUUUAAGUUGGGCUAGCCUGUUUCUGGGGUUCCAUACUUUGGAACUUUAUGUCCAUAAUGAUGUCAUGCUUGCUUUUGGCACUCCGGAAAAACAAAUCUUGAUCGAACCCAUAUUUACCCAAUGGAUACAAUCUGCGCAUGGUAAAACUUCAUACGGCUUCGAUGUACUGUUAUCUUCAACGAAUAGUCCGGCGUUCAAUGCGGGGCGAAGCAUAUGGUUGCCCGGUUGGUUAAAUGCUAUAAAUGAGAGUAGUAAUUCUCUAUUCUUAACAACAGGACCCGGAGAUUUCUUAGUUCAUCAUGCUAUUGCUCUAGGUUUACAUACAACUACAUUGAUCUUAGUAAAAGGUGCUUUGGAUGCACGUGGUUCCAAGUUAAUGCCAGAUAAAAAAGAUUUUGGUUAUAGUUUUUCUUGCGAUGGUCCGGAACGAGGUGGUACUUGUGAUAUUUCGGCUUGGGAUGCAUUUUAUUUGGCAGUUUUCUGGAUGUUAAAUACGACUGGCUGUGUUACUUUUUACUGGCAUUGGAAACACAUUACACUAUGACAGGGUAAUAUCUCA